AUGGGUUUCUCUUUGUUUCCAAUAUCCUUGGUUAUAAUAUUCUUCUUUCCUUACAAUCUUGCAUAUGAUUUUGCGUCCACUGUAACAGUUGAUCAAUCUGGUGGAGGAAAAUUCAAAACCAUACAAGAUGCAAUUAAUUCUGUUCCCGACGGAAAUAAUAAAUGGUUUCACAUCAUCAUUUCUCCGGGCACCUACAACGAGAUAGUAUCGAUUCCACUUGAGAAGGAAUACAUAUUUCUAGAAGGAACUACUUUAUCUAAAACGAUAAUCACAUCGGAUAUUCACAGUUCUAGUGAUGUCGCCACUUUCACUUCUUCUGCCAAUAAUUUUGUUGCUAAAAACAUAAAAUUCCAGAACUCAUAUAAUUUACAUCAGAAGAACAACGUUGAGCCAGCAGUGGCAGCAAUAAUACGCGGAGAUAAAUCAGCGUUUUAUAAUUGUGAAUUUAUUGGAUACCAAGAUACACUUGCUGAUUUUCAAGGUCGUCACUACUAUAAAUCUUGUUCUAUUGAAGGCGGAGUAGAUUUUAUUUGGGGAUUCGGUCAAUCCGUUUUUGAGGACUGCAAGAUACAUGUUAAUGUUGAACCGAAUUUUAGAGGCUAUAUUACUGCACAAGGGAGAGGCUCGGAGCAAGAUUCCAGUGGUUAUGUGUUCUUGAGGUGUGUUGUUGAUGGUUCUGGCCAAGUAUAUCUUGGAAGAGGUUAUCGUGCAUCUUCUAGAGUUGUUUUCAUUGAAUCCACAUUUAGUUCGGUUGUCAUUCCUGCGGGAUGGGAUGCAUGGCAUGGCGAGGGACACGAGUCUGGUUUAACUUAUAUAGAGGCCGGUUGUAGUGGGUCAGGUGCUAAUUCUCCACAACGGGUGUCAUGGGCAAAGAUAGAGGAUUCUAAUAGGAAUAUUUCAUCUUUGACUGAGCUUCCAACUAUCUUCAUUAAUCGGAAUUCUCCUCCAUGUAUUGUAGACUAG
Impatiens glandulifera is the source of this 963-nucleotide messenger RNA. RefSeq names its product probable pectinesterase 29. The coding region runs from base 1 to 963 and encodes 320 amino acids. Gene Ontology annotation, biological process: cell wall modification. The transcript has 7 exons. Gene Ontology annotation, molecular function: pectinesterase activity. The record is from RefSeq and is a predicted model, not a curated record. NCBI's taxonomy places the organism in Eukaryota, Viridiplantae, Streptophyta, Magnoliopsida, Ericales, Balsaminaceae.